Messenger RNA from Schistocerca americana (American grasshopper), 3648 nucleotides. RefSeq names its product selenocysteine insertion sequence-binding protein 2 (gene Sbp2). Lineage: Eukaryota; Metazoa; Arthropoda; Insecta; Orthoptera; Acrididae. Gene Ontology annotation, cellular component: ribonucleoprotein complex. Gene Ontology annotation, biological process: selenocysteine incorporation. Bases 298 to 3522 code for a protein of 1074 amino acids. The record is from RefSeq and is a predicted model, not a curated record. Gene Ontology annotation, molecular function: mRNA 3'-UTR binding; selenocysteine insertion sequence binding; ribonucleoprotein complex binding. The transcript has 8 exons.
CAUAACCUCCUUGCUGUACUGUCAAGGAAAACAAAAGCAAUGCAAUCUUGUCAUGUUUUGCCUACAUUUCAAGGAUUCGUUUAAUUCGGAGAUAUAACUGUCAGGUGGUACUUUCACAAGAUUGAUUGAACAGUUAAACCAGCGGAGACUUGUCUUUCUCAGCCAGUGAGCGCGAGGCAUCUGCAUGCAAGGUGCUGUUCCAAGUAUUUUUCCACCUCCUUGAUUUAUCAUCACAUCCAGAUAUGCAUUAGUUUUACUUUGGUUCUGUUUUGUGACUGAGGGGAAUGUGAAUGCAACAUGAGUUCUCCAAAAAAAGGAAAUGCAAGACAUUUAUCCAAAACAACUGAACUUUCUGGUCCUGUACAGAACAGCACUCAGAUUGAAAACCCUGACAGCCCAAAGAAAGAGAAGGACAGUAUGCAUACACAGAUCAAAAAUCCACUGAAGUCACCAGACAAUAUUUCUGAUAUAGAGCAUAACCACAAAUUGCCCAUUAAAACAGAAAAAUCAUGCUUUCAGACAUCUUCCUGCAUUGUUUCCAAGGAAGCAUCACACCAGGACGAACCUGAUUCACCUAUUUCGUCUUGUGGACAUGUGGAAAGUACUCAGUCUGAGCUCUCCGACAUAAGCUAUACAAAGAAAACAAUAAGACAAAAAAACCAAUAUAGCCAAGAAUCCCUCAAAGAACAUACUACCAAAAAUCUCCCAAAAGGAAAAGAGGAAAAUACUGGCCAGUUGAACAGUCACGUACCUUAUGAAACCAAAAAUGCUGAAGAGAAUAACUGCAAAUUUCAAACGACAACAGAAUUGCCAUUAAACACCACUGCUGAUUCCUCCACUGGUAGUUCUGUAGACAAGAAGAAGGAGAGAAGGAAGAUAGUGAAGAAACUUGCCAAAGAUGAAAAAAGAAAGCAACGUGAGCUUGAAUACAAAAAGAAUCUUCAGUACCCAAAGGGACAAAGGAUUCAGGUUAUUGAUCACAACACAUUCCACAAAAUUUUGAAGGAUUCUGGAUCUUUGCAAAGUGAAAAUAAGAGAUCAUUACUCAAUUCUGAAGAAUUUCCAGCAUUAAAUGUAUUGAAACGUAAUGACAGAUUUCCUGUAAUGACUUGCCAAAAUUCAUCAAUGCAGUCUGAAAGUGAAAAAUCAAGGGUGCAAGAUAAGGCUACUAACAACAUGGGAAAGUGUACGAAAAUAUCAGAGACUCACCCUGUUGUUAAUGAAGAAAUGAUAAACAAGGUGGGAAAGAAAUUUUGUGUUCCAAGUAAACUAAAUCCUAAAGGUUCCCUGAAGAAAAUAGGAAAGUUACCAAAGAAACGUGAUCCCAUACAAAUUGACAUUCUACAGUGUAUAAAGAUGGUAAAAUCGAAAGAUGCUGUGGUAGAACCAAGGAAAAAAGUGACUGCUUUGGAGAGGAAGAAUGAUAAUUCAUUGCUUGGUGGCAAUGAAUUGGAUUCAUCAAAUCCUCAACGUAGUCGGGGGAAAAAGAGAGAAAAACCAAAAAAGAAGAGGCCAACAAGACUGAAACUUGUUAUUCUUCAUGAACGUCAGCUGAAAAAUCAGCUGAAGAAGUUACAGGAAUCAGAUUUACUUCAAGCAGAGAAAGUGUGUUUUGGCACAGAAAAAACGAUAAAUUUACUAACAACAGAGGGCGAAAAGUUAAAACAAGUGGAACGUAUUACCAAUGUGUCAGACAAGGAAUCAAAAAAUUUACCAGCAACAGGGAGCAUAAAGCUGGAACGUGUGGAACCUGCUGCUAAUGUGCCAGACAGUGAAAUUGUUAAAACUGUGCCGGAAUCAAUGUAUUUACCAACAACAGUGGGCCUAAAGUUAGAACAGGUAAAACAUCUUUGUAACUGUUCAGACAGUGAAGGUGUUGGAACCGUUCCCGUAUCAGCGAAUUUGCUAACAACAAGGUGCAUAAAAAUAGAAAAGCUGGAACCUGUUACUAAUAUCUCAGACAACAAAGUUAUUGAAACAGUGCCAGGAUCAACAAAUUUACUAGCAACAGGAGGCAUAAAGCUGAACCAUGUGGAACCUGCUGCUAAUGUGGCGGACAAUGGAAUUGGUAAAACAGUGCCAGGGUCAAUGUGUUUACCAACAGCAGGGGGUCUAAAGUUAGAACAGUUAGAACAUCUUAGUAAGAUGCCAGACAAUGAAGCUGUUGAAACAGUUCCAGGAUCAAGGAAUUUACUAACAACAGGGUGCAAAAAAUUAGAAAAGCUGGAAUGUGUUACUAAUAUGUUAGACAGUGAAGUUGUUGAAACUGUGCCAGGAUUCAUGAAUCUGUUAACAGAAGGGGGCAUAAAAUUAGAAAAGAUAGAAUCAGUUACUGAUGUGCCAGACAAUGGAAUUAUUGAAGCAAUGUCAGGAGAAACAGCUAUGUCAAAAGAAGGCAGAUAUAAGUGUGAGGCGCCAUCCUCUGAUAGCAGGACUGCAGCAGCAAGUACGAAUCAGUUUUCGAAUGCUGAAGAUGACAGUCAGACCUACACGCUAAGCAGUCUACACAUAAACAAUAAUCAACCAUACGCAAAUGAAAGAGGAAGAGUUCCUGAUCUUAUGCCAUCUUUAUUGUACUCUGCAACAGAGAUUCUGAAGAAAGAAAAGCAAGAAUUCAUUAGUUUAGUGAAGGAAAGUAGUUGCAUUGUAAAUUUGAAGCAAGGCCAGCAUUCUGUAGCCACUGCUGGUGACGACAUUAAACCUACACACAUUUCAUCAAAUGCCAUAAAAUGUGAAAUUAUACUUAGCUCACCGAAUGAGCAUUGUACAGGUAGUGUGGAAAAUGUCAGUUUUACAGAUUCAGAUACAUCUAACAAGCUACAUCAGAUCAAAUGCAUAAAGUUUCCCAAAGGUGAAGAUUGUGAUAGUCCCUCACACCAUGAAAAAACAAUACAGAAGACUGAAAUUCACAGCAGAAAAUUCAGGCCGUACUGUGACCACUUCAUAACACCUGAGAUUAACAGCUCUGUCACCACUUUGCUUCAAGAUGUAGUUAAAUUUCAUGAUCGCCAAUUUGAAAGGGAUCCUGUAAAGGCUAAUGCUAGACGCAGGCAUGUCUCCGGUCUCCGUGAGGUUCUCAAGUACCUGAAUCUUAAAAGGUUGAAGCUGAUCAUAAUAGCACCAGAUAUGGAACUCGUUGAGGGCAAAGGGGGAAUAUGUGAUAUUGUGGAACAGCUUAAGGAAGGUGCACGGAAACAGGAGAUACCAUAUGUGUUUGCCCUACAAAGGAGGUCACUUGGGAAAAUCACAUUCAAAAAAGUCCCUGUGAGUUGCAUUGGUAUCAUUAACUAUGAUGGAACUGAGAAAAAUUUUCAUUCUUUGGUGGCGGCAUUGCAGGUUGCAAGACUUCAAUACCAAGAAGCAUUAACAGAUGUAUGUUUCAAGGAAACACAGUCAGAGGAAGUGGAUAUAAACAAACAAGUGAUUGAAGCUGCACUUUCAAGACUAACAGAAAAUAGUUCAACAUCAUGUUUGGAACAGAGGCACUUAUGUGCAGAAACAGAUCAGGAAUGGGAGGAAUAAGUUUUUAUAUUCUGUAUUGGGUGUAAAAGUUUGUAUUACAGAAUUGAAAUAAUGGAACAUAAUAUUAUUUUUUGUAUAUAAAAUAUGUGUACGAUACAGUAAUUAAAUUCCUAUCUUAUAAUUAAA